Molecule: messenger RNA, 1087 nt
Organism: Rhipicephalus sanguineus (brown dog tick)
Lineage: Eukaryota; Metazoa; Arthropoda; Arachnida; Ixodida; Ixodidae
Product: peptide methionine sulfoxide reductase
Exons: 5
Coding region: 43-876 (277 amino acids)
Molecular function (GO): peptide-methionine (S)-S-oxide reductase activity
Source: RefSeq, a predicted model, not a curated record
CAGUUUCGCGGGAGAACCUGCCGGAAGAGCGUGCGCCACCCCAUGGCGCCGGUGACAGCCUUGGUCACGGAGCUCUACAUGAGCGCGUGCAAGUGGUACGACCGUAUCAUCAACUUCAACACCACCUACGCAGGUAAAAUUACGACGCCUUGUCACGGAUGCAGCAAGCGACCUGAUCGGCGACUCAUAUGGUUCCCCAGAAUGGGGAGCGGCUCAGGGGCAAUUCAGCCAUCCACAGGGACCCUGUACGAGCCGGACGUGCCAUUUGAGAAGGCCACUUUCGGCAUGGGCUGCUUCUGGAAAUCCGAAUCCUUGUACGGUUGCGUCAAGGGAGUGUUGCGGACCACCGCUGCCUACGCCGGAGGCACCAAGAAGGACCCCACGUAUCGCUCACUGUCUGACUACACCGAGGUGGUGCGCAUCGAGUACGACCCUAGGGAGACGAGCUUCAAAGAGCUGCUCAAGCUCUUUUGGCCGAACCACGAUCCGACCCGCGAAUACGUCAGCAGGGAGUACAUGUCCAUCAUCUUCUGCCAUAACGACGCCCAGGAGACCGAGGCGAAACGGUCGCUGGAGGAGAACCGGAAGAACUUCCGCGCACCCAUAGUCACCAAGAUCCUCAAGCUGGAACAGUACCACCUGGCUGAGCAGCACCACCAGAAGUACAGACUCCAGCGGCAAACUGCGCUGUACAAGAGCCUCCUCCAGUCCGGCAUGAAGGACGUGACUCGGAGCCACGUGGCGACGCGACUCAACGGCUACGUGGCCGGCUUUGGCACCAUGGCCGCAUUCGAUGCUGAAUGCAACCAGCUGGGCCUCUCCUCUGAUCAGAUCAACGCCGUUCGCGCCCUCAUCCGAAAAGGCAGAUCUCGCUGAGAGUCCUGCGCGGCACACAACAAUGCCGCCUCCAUUGCUGCUCUCACUACACAUGAGCAGUGCCCGCAAAAGGAGCCCGGCUGCACAAUGGAUGGUUUUACUCCUGAUAGCUAAAAAGUUUACAUAUGCUUAAGGAUUCUCAAUUAAAUUACCACCAAUCAGACAAGGACACAUUUUGUUUAUUAUUAAUUGCGUUCUGUCUCUGGCUGUA